GUCGUUCGUCGCCCGCGUGAUUGAGCCGGCGGAUGGUCUCAGCUGGUCUCAUGAUCCACCUCCCGCGUCGUCACCAACGUAAAGGAGCUUCCUCACUGCAAUGAGCUUGUCCUGCCAUCGAACAUCAUAUUGACGACGCUUCGCAUUGUGUCCGCGAGCAGCACGCCAUGGGCGCAUCUAGGGAGUACGCCCGUCGGCAGUCCAGGCCCAUGAUUGAUCCUGCGGGUACCUACCGCGUCCCCUGACCCGCUCCAGCUUCCUUGCUCUGAACCAUAACGACCGCUUCUCUCAACCUCAGGCCCGUUCAUAACUGGGGUCACCGGCGUCAUGGGCCUUGGACGAACCAUAAUCAGCGCCGCCGUCGCGUCGUGGGCGAGAUCCUCAGCGAAGGGCAAGGAACCUGCGAGUCCGGACGCAGAGGACGAGAUGUCUCGAAGACCACUGCUUGGGCUCUCGCUGCCCCCAAAACAGUCGUUCGGCUCGGCUGCCCCGCCUCCAACGUAUGGCUCGACGUCAAGACAGGCGAGCUCAAGCAUACACAGCAGCCCCGAGCGAUACCGGAGAGAUAGCCAACUGGGCCAGGUGCCCGAGGAGGGGCUGGAGGAAUUGGAUGAGGAGGAAUUGGACUUGGAAGAGCGCGGAUACUACAUCGGGUCAUACAGGCAGAAGGUUGCUCUCUACACCUUCGUACCGCUAAGCUCCCUGCUCGUAUUCGUGCUCUUCGCUUUCCUGCCACUGCUCGUCUGGCGCAGUGAUCCACCCAGCGAUUCAAGCUAUCCCAAGUAUUUCCAGUCACCAGUGCCGGAGCUUCUCGUCUCGAUCUCACUAUGGAUUCUAUCUCACCACCUGCGUCUCCCAUUGUUCACCAUCACUUCUUCCCUCCUCAAAUCGCCGAUCUGGAACACACUUCUAUUCAACAUCCUCCAUGUCCUGCUCAGUCAGCUCCUCCGCCUCUCUGCGUUCCCUGUCCUCAGCAUCCGGCACAAGAUGGACUACCCGCUUCCGACAUGGAAGGACCCCGCCUUCUCCCGGGUGUGGUGGAUCGGGCUCGGGUGGGGACUCGCGGACGUCGCCGUAGGAAUCACGCAGGGUUACGAGCAGCUCGUGCUGUAUCGCGAAGUCAUGGUCCCGGAAGACAAGGUCCGGGACGUGCUUGUGCGGUGGAAGAGCGGGCUUAGUGGGCUCGGCGGCGGCAGACGCGCCUCAUCCGACGACGCCCUGCCGCUCAGCCCGCGCGCCGCAGAAGCCCGCGAGAACGGGGAAAACGCUGCGAAGCCGAGAAGCCUGGAGGACGCUAUCAAGCUCGCCGUGGACAAGGAUCUGGAGGAAAUCGUGCGGCUGAAGGAUAGGGAGGAGCUUGAGGAAAUAUACGGCGUGCCCCCGAUUCACAUCCCCGUCUUCGUGUCGUGCUUGCAGCGCAUCGACUCACUCAUCCUGUCGAUGGGUCAUACGCUCAUCUUGUCCGGGACCUACCUCCGAUCUCCGCUAUCUUUCCCAGACACUGACAUCCCGUCGAUGUAUAAGCAUUAUCCUUUUGCCAUAGGUUUCCCCCUUGUUGUAUUGGUACACCUUUCCCUUGCGCUACUUCACUCACCCAAUCUCCUGCCUCGCGUCGGCGUGCACACUAUGGCGUACGCUGGGUUUCUAGUCGGCCUCGGCAUGACGUUUGCCGGGCUUGCUCUCUGGGGUGCCUUGUCGUAAUCACCAUCUCUGAUUAUAUCCCCAGUAGCGACUUGCUUACCUGUUCACACAUCUACCUCUGUAUCUCUGUUUGGAUCCAUAGACUUUGCAGGUACUCCCUCUGUGCGAUGUGUGUACAGCGAUCGACGUCACAGCGAGAAUAAGCUUUUGUUGGGAGAGAUCUUGUCAGCGCGUCGGUAGAUCUGGUUGCCUUGCGACCGGGCAGCAACCCGUUGACUUUCCCCGGGGCCC
Molecule: messenger RNA, 1932 nt
Organism: Rhodofomes roseus
Lineage: Eukaryota; Fungi; Basidiomycota; Agaricomycetes; Polyporales; Fomitopsidaceae
Exons: 3
Coding region: 328-1701 (457 amino acids)
Source: RefSeq, a predicted model, not a curated record